This is a messenger RNA of Nilaparvata lugens (brown planthopper), 3529 nucleotides long. RefSeq lists its product as uncharacterized. Lineage: Eukaryota; Metazoa; Arthropoda; Insecta; Hemiptera; Delphacidae. Bases 64 to 954 code for a protein of 296 amino acids. The record is from RefSeq and is a predicted model, not a curated record. The transcript has 6 exons.
GUAUUUUCAGCAGUAGGUCAAUGAUAGUGUUGCAGAUCUACAGUAACCGAAUGUUUCACAGUUAUGGCUUAUUCAACAAAAGUGCAGAUAAUUUUUGUUUGGAUUUUUCUUGGGGGCAUCUGCUGUUUAAUCAACUGCCCUGUGAACUCGGCUUUGAAUCUUCCGUGUUUCGGAAUCUCUCCGGAAUCUUCAAGAGAGGCAACCACGAAAAAGCAGAUAGCAGAUGGAAAAAUAACAACUAAGACUACAGUAAUAAGAGAACAUUUUGAAAAUAGAAAUUUGUAUAUAUUAUAUAUUGCGUAUAAUUCAGGAGCAAACCUUGAUCUGGGAUGUGGAGAAAUUAGUCCGAUAGUGUGCUAUGAACAAAAAGAUAGUGAGGAAAUCCAGGAUGCUAUCAAAGCUGAUGAGCGGGUUUCAUUCAUGAAAAAAAUAUAUGAUGAAAGUUCCCCGAAUAAAAAGAAAAUUGUUAAUUUGAAUAUUGAUCCCUUGAUAGAAGUAUCCAAUUGUUUCUCUCUAAAUAAUAAACCGUACUUAUUUCAACGAGUGAAGAGAGUCUACAAACUUGAUGCAGCCGUCACUGAAGUGACAUAUCCUUUGGGAUAUCCAUUCAUAGAGUUCAAAACGUUCGAUCCCAAGGAUUCUUUUGAAUUCUGCAUCACAUCGUUUGUACAUAGCUUUGGAAGGCAAGAAGUGCAAUUCGACAAGGAUGUAUGCAUAUACAAUGUUGGCAGCGAUUUUGAGAAGAAACUUUUUGCUGGUGAAUCAACACUCAGUCGGAGCAGCGUGGAGUUGGAGAAGCAGUCGUCUCUGUACAGCUCAACAGGUAAAUGCACAAAUAGUGGAGCAGAUGAAAGUGAAACAAUGAACGGUCCAGCAAAAAGCAAACCAUCUCUGAUAAAACGAAUCACGAAAAAAGCCUCUAGAGCGCGAAAUAAUAACGUUAAAAAUCCAUAAUUUAUUCUAUAGUGAGGUCCACGUUAGAAAGAUGGGAGAGCAACGUUGCCGAUCCUCUGUCUUGUAAGGAGGGUAACUGAUACCGGUUUAUUGAUGGUUUACUAACUCAUUUUUUACGAAAUUGCCAAACGAUUUUAAAAUUUUGGAAGAUGUUAAAAGGUUUGGUAUUGAGUUGAAGUAAUAUUUGGUAGGCCUAUCCCUGCAUUCGUUACAGGAAUUUUUAUAAUAUCUUAUGUGUAUGACAUUAAGUAUUUAGGCUAUAUUCAUUAGUUUUCUGUGACACUAUUCAUAUGUAUUUCUACAUGUACCAUGAAUAGAGAUUUUUUUAAUUCAAUAAUUCAAUUCUGAUAACUGUUUAUUCUCGUUUAAAAUAGUCAACUAUGUUUUAUCAAGCAAGAGAUUAUAUUUCAUAAUGGAUUUCCAUAAUAAAGAUUAAAUAUUUUGUCAAAUGAUAUUAUCAAUUCUACAUUGUUAAAAGACGAUCUGGAAGCAGAGCAGAGCUAGAAAGAGAUAGCGCUAUCUGCUUUGUUGAAUGAGAGACAAGGAAAGCAACACCAUUGCUAAUCAAUCACUGACAUUGUAACGUGGACCUCACUAUAGUAGGAUUGCUCUAUCCAAUAAAUGAAUGAAUAAAUUAAUAUUGUAUCUAACAAUCAUUGUUGAUAAACUGUGAGCGAUGGUUAUUGUAUUUUACCUUCUUGAAUCAGUUAUGUAAUAAUUAUUACAAUUAUUGUUCUACGUCAUCUUACAGUAAUUUAUUUUUAUUGUAUUAUUUUAUUUGUUUGUCUUUAUGAGUGAUUCACUGUCAUGAUAGCCUCACUGUCAUAACAUCACUCUGAUUGAUUGGAUUAUAAAUUUAUCCUAAUAUAGUAUGUGGUAUUCUUAAGUUUUGUUUUGUUGUUUUCGCCACACUGCACAGGAAUCAGCUGUUUCCCAGUCCCUAAGUAGAUCUGAAAGACAUUGUUUGCAGACGACUCUCGUCUGGCGUCAGAACAGGUUUUUUUCCGGCUAAGGCCGGAAAGAGUACCCUUUCCGGCCGCUAAAUUUCAAGUGUGCUAAAACAGCUGCCUCAGCCGGAAAGAAACCUGUUCUGACGUCAGACGAGAGUCGUCUGCGAACAAUGUCUUCCAGAUCUAUGUAGGGACUGUGAAACAGCUGCUUUCUGUGCAGUGUGGCGAAAAUAGUUAUUUGUGCAACUAGUGCGCAAAGUGACAGUUUGCUGCAUUGAAAGAAACGUUUACGCCUGAGCCGUAGGCGAGGGCGGAAUGGUUUCUUGAGUGGAGCAGAGGAACUUUGCUCACGUAUUUCACAUAAAAUUUUUCCUACAGUUACCAUUGAAUAUGAAAAGUGGGUAAUUAUGGGUGAAAUUGCCUGAAAUGCAUCAAAUGUUUGUGUGCGUGAUGCUGUUAUUAAUAGAUAAAAUUGAAUAAUGUGGUAGUGUUUGAAUGGCGGGGAGGCUGUGUGCUGAAUGUGGUGGCUGUCAUCCACAGCUGUACACGAUGUCCUUGAUAUUAUUAUAACGUGGGCCUCACUAUGAGUGUUACCAACUUAAUUUUGAUUUUGCUGCACUGGUGCUUCAUAUAAUCCACUAACUAUUUUUCGUUGCCAUGUUGCAACGUUGUUGGAAAAAAAAUUUCCUGCACUAGAGCGGAAAAGUGAUUCUUUGCAUUCUGUAAUCAGUGCAGGAAUGGCCAUUUUUCAAGGUAACUGUAAGAAAAAACUUUUCAUUAUUUGAGUUUAUUAUUCAAUAAUUAAACCAUUUUAUAAUAAUAACAUCUUAUUGUCAUUUGAAAGAAUAAAAAAGUAUAAACUCAACCUCCCACAUAAUUGAACAUAGUCUUUUAGGUUAUUCAGAUUACCUGAGAUUUGCUAGAGCUAUGACCUUCCACUUUUGCUUUCAGAAGUGCUUGAUAAACAAUUAUUCUGAUAUAUAAAUUGUUUAUUUUUCUGUGUGGCGAAAAAUAGUAUUCGAACCACAGGCAAACAUUUUUUUAGGCUCUCAAUAUUUUCUAGUCCUCGGCCUAGGGCCUGGGACUUGAAACCCGAUUUCGAGCCGGAAAAGUCUCAUUUUCGGGCCUAGGUGCGAAAUAUACUAUUACGUUCUUGAAUCAGUUAUGUAAUAAUUAUUACAAUUAUUGUUCCACGUCAUCUUACAGUAAUUUAUUUUUUUGUAUUAUUUUAUUUUUUCAUCUUUAUGAGUGAUCCGCUGUCAUGAUAGCCUCACUGUCAUAGCAUCACUCUGAUUUAUUGGAUUAUCACUUUAUCAUAUAGUAUGUAGAAUUCUUAAGUUUUGUUUUGUUGUUUUCCUAAGCCUUUGUGAUUCUUGUAUAAUAGAUAAUAUACUACUUCCAUCUUUGGAAUAAUUCAAUUUUGAUUGUAUUUCACUUGUUACUUUACCUGAAUUGGAUCAGAAUAAGUUAACUGCAUCACACAAGGUAUCUAAUGUUGGCAGUGCCAAAUAUCACAUUUUUAUAAUAUUGUUAUACUCAAGCUACAAUCAAUGUUUAUUUGUAUUGUUUACUCUAGUGAAAAUAUUGUUCAAGAAGUUAUUUUUGGAAAUAAAAUUCAAUUCAAU